Molecule: messenger RNA, 9022 nt
Organism: Paramecium sonneborni
Lineage: Eukaryota; Ciliophora; Oligohymenophorea; Peniculida; Parameciidae
Source: the annotation of a GenBank genome assembly
AUGAUCGUUUUUAUGAUUAUUGCUUUUAUAAUGUAAGUAUUAUGAUGAUUUUAGAUGUUUUACUGAAGCUGCUCCUUGUUUUAAUUUUGAUACUGUCUCAUCUCCUGUUAAUAGAUUAUUAAAUGAUAUGAUAAUUAAGGAUUAUACAGGGAAGAAUAUAAUAGGUUAUGGAAUGUGGCAUAGAUGGAUGCCAAUGUUAAAUACAACAGAACUUAAAAAAACAUCAGUGCCAAAUUUAUAGUUUAUAUAUGAAUUCGAUACAUUAAGAACCACAAUAUAUACCAAAAUUUACCUAAUAAAUUAAGUUGACUCAUAAGAAUUUUAUGUAGUUUUAGAAUAAUUUGGUGAUUAUGCUUUCAAAAAUCAAUUUAGUUUGGAUAAAGUUAUGAUAGAAGGAAAAUGGGCUUAUUUAUAUUUUUGUGAAAAAAUAGAUACAGGAGAUUUUCGAUUUUAUUAUAAAUUAUUAGUAGAUAGUAAUUAUGAUUAAACAUAUGUUGUUUCUGGUAUUGAAAAAGAUAAGAAAAAUCGAAGAAAAUCAGGUUUUUCAGCUGGAUAUUAAGAUAUAAUUCCAGAUUCAGCAGCAUCAUACAUUUAUUUUGGAUACAAAAGUGAAAUUCUUUUUAAAGAUGAAUAUUAUGAAAGUAUGGCAGAUUUUAAUACAGCUUUAAGUGUAGCAUGUACUUUUCCUGAUAUGUGUUCAGAUGGUAAGUAAAUUGAUUUUAUGGUUGAUUCUAUUCAUAAUUUCAAUAAAUUAGGUGCUAAACUAUAAAAUUUAUUUUAUGCUGAAGGAAAUUAUGCUGUUUCUUCAUGGAUUAAAUUGGAUUAAGUUAACUUAGUAAAUAAAACAUCUAAAUAUACUGCAAUACGUAUGGCAUUAUUUGAUUUUUAUGCAGAUGAUUAUUUAUAAGGUGAUAGAUAAAUGUGGUUGAGUUAUUAAUAAGAUUAUUAGUAUCCAGAAAAUACAAAUAUAUCAGUACAUACUUUCUCAUUUACUUAUUCUUAAUUAUCUUUCUAUAAAACAAAGGAAGAUGAUAAAUGGAGUGUUUAGGGUUUAGAAUAUGAAGAUUAAAUCACUUAAUGGCAUUACUUUUCAUUUCAACAUGGAACUUAUAUUGAGGCUCAAACUGGAUAUGGAAAUACUAAAAUUUAUUUUAAAUUCAAAGACUUUGAGAUAUUAGAAUAUUUUGUAGAGAAAAAAAAUCAUUUCACAACAUAAAAACUAGUUUUAAUAGCAGGAAGAGAUAAAUAUUCUGAAGCCUUAUUGUAAGGAUAAAUGGCAUUUUUAAAACUUGAAUAUUGUUUUGGCAAUACUUUUACAAUGGUUAAAGGUAAUAAUAAUAAUUCAUAUCAUAUUUAGAUUGCAAUAUUCUUUGUAAAGAAUGUGUAGGUCCAGAAUCUAAUUAAUGUACAUCUUGUUAAGACUCUUAAUUUAGAAUUCUUAUUAAUAGUUAAUGUUAAUGUGAUAGAAAUUAUGUUGAAAAUAUUGAUAUCACUUUAGUUACAUGUUAAAGUAAACGUUUAUAUAAAUUCAAUAGGUUUUAUAGAAAGAUUAGGUUCUAAUAUAUUCUCAGAAGCUGUCUCAAACAAUUAAUGUUCUCUUGGAUAAUUUUUAGUAAAUGAAGACAAUAAUUAAUACUGUCUAAAUUGUCCCUCUAUUAUUAGUAAUUCAUAAAUUCAGUGUGGAGAUUGUUAUGUUAAUAAUUAAAUUUGGUAUUAAAAUCCUGUUUGCACAUUUGAUUAUCAAGCUUAUAAUUAAAUUCCAAACAAUGCUUUUAAAUUAAUAGAAAGAAUGGAAAGUGCUUAUUAACUUUUUACAAUAUCAAAAGAAUAAAUUCUAGAGUUAUGUAACGAAUGUUUGAAAAUUGUAACAGAAAUAUCAUAAAUUGAUUAAAGCAAAUUAAUAACUCAAUUUCAUUUAGGAGUUAGAUCAUAUAUUUAAUGUAAAAGUUGUAGUAAGGCUGAUAAUAAUUAAUGUAUAAAUUAAAAUGAAAAUUGCAAUAUCUGCGAUUCUUAAUAUGUAUGUAAAAAUUGUUAAGAUGGAUUUGUUUUGGUAAAUCAUCAAUUUUGUAAAUAAUGUCCUGAUAUUUGUCCAUAAUGUACAUUUAAUGGAGAUAUUCCAUAAUGUAUUAGUUGUCCAAUUGGAUUUUAUUUAUCAGAAGGAAAUUGUAUUUAAUGUGGUUGGAGUUGUUAAAUAUGUGAUUAAUAAAGAUGUUUUAAAUGUGUAGAUUAUAAAUAGUAUUACUUAUCAUUAGAUGGUAAGAAUUGUUAUGAAAAUAAAAUAAAUCAUUGUUAGAUUGCUUAUGAAGAAAGUAUUUCUAAUUCAUCUGCUAUUUCAUUACUUAAAGAUUAUCCAAUAAUAUAAAAGAAAGAAGAUGUUGUUGUUAAAUGUGCUUUAUGUGAUACAUAAACAAUCAAUAAAUAGACUUCCUGUGUAAUUGAUUUAAAUUUACCAUCAAAUUCAAGAUAUAUAGAAUUCAAUAGUCAAAAUAUACUAUUAAGUGAAAUAAAAAUUCCAUAAGGAUCCUAUGAAUUAACUAAUUCUACAAAUACUACUGCUGAAUGUGAUGUUGAUCGAAAUUGCAAGACAUGUUAAUUAGAAGAUAGAUUUUAUUAAGAUUCUUGGAAAAUUGAUAUUAAAUCAUUUUAUAAUAUAUUAUAUGGUGGAGACUUUGUAGAUAUAGUCUUAAAAACAGGAGAUGGUGAUAUAAAAUGUUCUACUUGUUUAAAAGGAUUUGAAUAUUAUUAAGGUAAAUGUAUAAAAUCUUGUGAUUCCAAUUGCAAAGUAUGUGAAAUCAUAAAUGAAUAAGCUACUUGUGUUUAAUGUACAGAUAAUACAAAUGGUUAAAAAUUAAGUUUAAGUAAUGGGGAAUGUAUUGAAUGUCCAUAUAAUUGUGCAUUAUGUAAAAAAAGAGAUAAGUAAUCAUUAUAAGCAGUUAAUCCUUAUUUUGAUCCAUCAAACAUUGAUUUCAUUACAUUUAGUCAUAUUUGUAUUAAAAGUUAUACUAUACCAACUGUAAAUUUAAAUUAUGAUUUUGGAUUGAAUAAUUUUAUAGAAUGUUCAAAUUCUUCACCAUGUAAAUAAAAAGCAUUGAUUGACUUUAAAUUGUAUUGCAAUAAAAAGAUCUCUACUAUUUUAAAUGGUUAUGAUUAAGAUUUAACUUAAUUUAAAUUACCAAUUUAUGAAUCGGAUACUCAUACAUUAGUAUUCAACUAAAAAGUUGUUAAAGAAAUGACAAUUAAAAUGAGAUUAUACAAUGAUGAUCCUAAUUUAUAAUGCUAAAUGCCUGAUAAUUUUUAAAUUGUGUCUUAAUUAAGAAAGAAUGUAUUUACAUUAUAAAACAUAAAUCUUGAAUUCUAUGGCACUACUAAUGUGAUUUUUAAUCAAGACUUCAUUAUUACAGGAUUUAAUUAAAUCUUAAUGAAAGAUUUCACUUUGUCAAGUUCAAUGAAGAAUCAAAAUCUUUACUUUUAUGAUUCAGUAUAAUUUGAUUUGAUAUUAAAUAGUAUCACCAUGAAUGUUGUUGAUAUAUCCUUUUCAAUUGUAAUUGAAAAUGCAACAUCUGUUAAUGUUGAUUAAUUUAUUAUUCAAGAUAGUUCAAUAAUCAAUUCAAAUGGAAUCAUUUAAUGUUUUGGAAAUCUUAAUAAAGAUGAUGUCACUUUAUAAUUCAAGAAUAUUUAAAUAAAAAAUAGUAAAUUUACUAAUUCAAAGAUCUUUUUAUUUAAAUUAUCUGAAAAUUACAACAAUUAAAAAAUCCUAUUUUAAUCUAUUACUUUUACAACUAAUAAAUUUUUAACAGGAUCUUAUGCUUUUCGUACAGAUUUCCCUCUAAAUAUAAGAAAGGCAAUAGUUGAUAUUAAUUAAUUUACACAAUCACAAGAUGAAGUUAUAGAAUCAACUUUUGCUAGUUUUGAGGGAGUAAAAAAAGUUAAUAUUAAUUAAAUGAUUUUAGACCAUUCAAAAUUGAGUUCAAAAAGUAGAUGGUUAAUUUUACCAUUAUUUUAGAUUACAAAUUUAGAAGUGAAAAAUAAUAUUUUAAGUACAGAUGAUAUUAUAUUAAUUUCAAAUAAAGCAUCAGUUCAAUAUUCUGAUGCAAAUGAUGGAAAUGCUAUCAAUAUGUAAUAAAUAAAAUUUGAAUUCAAUUAAUAUUUAGGUAAUAAAGCAUUUAUGGAAAUUUAUUAGACAACAUUUAUUGGAUUAGCAAUUACAAUAAAUGAUUUAGUAAUAAAUUAAAAUGAAUUAUACAGUCUGAAUAAAUUACAAUAAAAAUACAUAGCAUCAGAAAAUUCUACAAUAUAUUUUGACAGUUAUGAAUUAAUCCUUACAAAUACAAAGAUUGUUAGAGGAAAGACUUUCCCAGAAAUGGCAAUACUAAAUAGUAAUAAAGUUAAGAUAGAGAAUUUGGAUGUCACAAGAAAUUCUGAAGUUUUAAGAUUACUUAAUAAUCGAUUAUCUUGUGUUUCAGCAAAUGCUAUACCUUAAAUAUAUACAACAAUAUUGUACAUGUAUAAUAUUAAAGAAAUUGAUAUGAAUUACAUUUCAUUAUAGAAGAUUAAAAGUAUCAAUUAACCUUUGAUAUCAAUAAAAUCUUCAGAUAGAUUAAAAAUUCGAUAAAGUGAAUCAAUAAGAAUAAGAAAUAGUAUGUUUAGUGAGAAUUUAUUGAUUUUAAGUAAAAUUAGUGAAUUAUAAGCAAUAAUAUCAAUAAUAUCAGAAUAGAAUCAGAAUGUAUUGAUUGAAGAUUCAAAAUUUUUGUAUAAUUUUUAACAUAGUUACAUAUCAGAUUUAUCUUUUGUAUCAUCAUCAACAUUAUUAUUUUCUAGUCCUAAUUCAAGUAUUAUAUUGAAUAGAAAUAAUUUUGAAAAGAAUAUAGCAACAAAUGGAUAAAAUUCAAAUUUGGUAUUGAAAUGUAAUAGUAUAACAAUAAGUACUUGUAGUUUUCUAUAUUCAAAUUAAUUAUAAUUUAAUGUAAUAUAAGAAAAUAUAGUGUGGGGACUUGAGAGUUUCGCAAUACCAAAAUAAGAAGAAUUUUAUUAAGCGUUUCCAAUAAAGACAUUUGGAGGUAGUGGAUAUUUAUCAGCAAAUUCAACAAUAAUUAGAGAUGUGAAUAUAAUAGGUUCAAUAUCAUUAUUAGGUGGAGCAUUAUAUAUAUAGCCUUAAUCUGAUGGAGUGGUGUAAUUUUAAGAUAUUUUAUUUAAGGAAUGUAAAGCAUCAUUGGAAUAAGUAUCAAAUGCUUAAGGAGGAUCAAUCUUUAUAGAUGCAGCUUCAUCUUAAAUUAAAAUGAGUAUUAUAAAUUGUACAUUCUUGAACAGUUAUAGUAGAAGAGAAGGUGGUGUAAUUUAUGUGAUUCCAUCUAGUAGUGAGAAUAGGAUGUUUCUUAAAGAUGUAUUAAUUAAGGAUUCUUAUUCUAUAUAUUAUUCAUUUAUUAAAACAUUUGGAUCAAAUCAAUUAAAUUUAGAAGCUUAAAAUUUAACAUUAUAAAAUUCAUUUUAUGGAUUUCAAUAAUAUUUAGGAUAACUUUAUCAAUUAUCUUAAUCAGAAAUAAGUGAUUAUCAUUUGAAUUUCAUAUUCUCUAUUAAAGGAAAAGUAACUCUAUAAAAUUGUACUUUCACAGAUUAUAUGAAUGGUUUAAUGGAAUUAUCUAAUGGUGAAUUAACUUUAAAAAAUGUUAUUGUUAAUGAUUACAUUACAGGUAGUUAAUCACUUAUUUCAUUAACUGCUGUUUCAGUCAUCAUUUUUUAAAAUGUAUAUUUCUUAAAUAUUUCUGUAUUCAGUUAUAUUUAAAAUAAUGUUCCUGAAUGUGAAGUAUCUUAUGUUGCCUUACCUUUAACAUGUGAUUACUCUUAAAAUGCACCUACCUUUAUUGGUAUUGAUAUGAAUCAAACUAUAAUUGAUUAUUAUUCAAAUUAAAAUCUUAAAAAUGUAUAAUUAGCGUAAGCAAAUCCAUAAUCUUUAAUUUCAAUCAUUAACAUUGAUUAAGAUUACUUUAUUACAUUUUAAGAUACUAAAUUUUAAUCAAUCAUAUGUUAAAAAUGCACAUAAGGAUUAAUCUAAUUUGAAUUUACAGAUUUCUUUAAUCUUGGGAAUAAUAUUGUUACUCUAUAAAACUUUUAACUUUAUUCAUCAUUGUGUGGUUAAUUGAGCUGCAUUGUUUUCAAAUAAUAAUAUAAUCAAAAUAGUUUGAGAUUAUUAGUUGAUGAUACUGCUAAAAACUCUCUUAUUUAUACAGUUACUGUACGUUAAGGAAUUUUUAUUAACAAUGUUGGUACUAAAGGUGGAGUCUUUUAUGUUAAUGAUAUUAAUGUACUAUUAGACAAUUGUAAAUUUUAAUCUAAUUCUGCUAUUGAAUCAGGUGGAGCUAUCUAUUUCAUUUCUAAAUAGGCUACAAUGAAUAUUUAUGAUUCAGAUAUCAGUGGAAAUUAAGCUAAAAUUGGAGGUGCUUUCUUUUUAUAGAAUUAUACUUUAAAUUCACCAAGUAUUUUGAAUCUACAAUUAAGAAAUAAUACAGCACUUUUAUUUGGAUAAAAUUAUGCUGAAUAUCCCAAUUAAUUGACUUUAUCUGUUAAUAGUGGAUAAAAUUAUCUAGAAAAAGAAAGAUUAUUUAGUAAUUAAACAACAAUUAUUGAUGUUAUAACUAUAAAACCAUAUAAUAUAUCUAAUAAAAUGAAAAACUAUAUCACAUUACCAAGUGGAUAAGCUAUUAAUUCAUAUAAAUAUUUUGAUGAAGAAUCAUAAUAAUACUUAUCUUCAAAUUUGACAUUCAGAAUUAUUGCACUUAAUAAAUAAAAUAAUAAAAUAGAAAAUUUAGAAGGUAGUAAAUGUUUAAUUUAUUCAAGAAAAAUAAAUAUAAACAAUUUAACUGAAAUAGAUCCAAAAAAUAUGGAAAACCUCUCUAGUACAUAAAACUCUCCAUAUACAAGUUUAUAAGAGAUAAAUUUCAAUUCUACUUCAUAAGAUUAUAAUUUGGAUGAAAUGAUUAUUUAUUUUGAUCCAAAAUCAAAUUCAUAGGCUGUAUUGUAAAUAGAAUUAUUAUGUAAUUCAAUAAGAAUACCAAUAUUUGAUUUUGAACCUCCAUAUUUAUUAAAAUAUCAAAUCGAAAACUAUAGAUUACGAGUGAAUGUAUAAUCUUUUGAUUGUUAAGUUGGAGAACAAAAGAGAGAUGAAGAUGGAACUUGUCUUGUAUGUGAUUCUUAAUAAGAUUAAUAUUCAGUUUAAGCAGGAGAAACUUGCUAAGUUAAAGAUAUAGUAUCAACAGAAGCUGUUACCUCUGCUAGUAUUAAAUUAAGACCAGGAUAUUGGAGACCCUAUACUUAUAGUACAAAGAUUGAAUAUUGUUUAAAUAUGCAAAUUAAUUGUGAAGGAGGAUGGACUCCUGGAGAUGCUUCAUGUUAUUUAGGCCAUAUAGGAGCUUUAUGUGAAUAAUGCGAUAUCUAUGAAAUUAUGGGAAAAGGAAAAUGGUCAGUUAGUGCAUAAUAUAAAUGUGGUAGUUGUAAUGAUGUAGGAGAUAAUACACUCAAAGUAGUUCUUAUUAGUUUAUGGUAAUUAUAAUAACAAUAAUACUUAGGACUUUAAUCUCUAUUAUGCUUUCAGUUAAAAGUACCAUGGAAACUGUUUAAAAUAUGGUAUUAGGUAAAAAAUUAUCUAAGUUUUUUGUUGAAUAACCUAAAACUGGUUAUGCAGGUAUUCUAAUCAAAGUGCUUACUAAUUAUUUAUAAAUUAUAGGGGUUGUUUCCACAUUCUAAUUAUCAUUACCAAGUGCACUUACUAAUGCAUUUAAGACAGUUGGAUCACCUGUUGAAUCUAUGAGUUAUUCCUUAGAUUGUUUUUUAAUCAAAAUUUCAGAUAUCAAUGUAAUGUAUUUCAGAAUGAUUUGGGCAUUAAUUAUGCCUAUGAUGUACAUUAUAACAUUUUUUUUAUUGUAUGGAAUUGCUGUUAUUCUUCAUAAAGCAACUGCCAGUAAAAGUGCAAUAUCUACUACUUUUAUAUAUUUAUUUACCUUUUUAUAACCUACUUUACUUGGAGGCUUUAUUUCAUUAUUAUCAUUUAGAUAAAUAUCAAAUAUCUAUUGGGUUCAAGGCAAUGUUGCUUAUAGAUACGAUACUGCCUAGCAUUUAAAAUGGAUUCUAUCAUUUGUAUUUCCCUCUGCAUUUACUCUUGCAUUAAUCAUACCAACCUACAUGUUUUUGAGUAUGUACAAGAUAAAAGAUAAACUGAAUGAUGAAUAAAGCAGAAAAAAUUGGGGUUAUUUGUAUAAUGAAUAUUAGCCAAAAGCUUACUUUUGGGAAAUAGUCAAGAUAUUUUAAAAGAGUUUUAUCAUUUUAUUUUUAACUUUCUACGAGGAUCUAAUUAUUAUUAAAGCUGCCUUGAUUUUCAUCAUAGUAUUCAUAUAUUCUAUGUUAACCAAAAAAUAUAAACCAUACAAAUUACCUUAUUUAAAUUAUUUAGAUGAUAUGAGUACAUUAGUUUGUGGAACAUCAAUUGUGUUAGGAAUGACUUUAUAUUCAGCUAAUUAGUCUGACAAUUAAGAGAUAAUUUGGCCAUUCUACAUAUUUUUAAUAGUAAUAAAUGGAGUUUUUAUAACAGCUGUGGUAUGGGAAAUUUUAUGGGCUUAAUUGGAAGGUCAAGAAGAAGCACUUGAUAAAAUUAGAAAUAAGAUCAAUGCUAAAUUUCCAGAUUUAUAGAAUAAGAAUUGGCUAAUGAGAAAAUUAUUAAUUAAUAGAGCCUAACAACGUGAUAGAAUAAAAAGAAGAUUUAAAAUGAUAAGAGAGUAUUUAAUGGGAAUAGUGAAAGAUUAAAAUAGAAAGAGAGAUCAUUUGUAUUAGAUGCAUCCAUUAGAAAUGACAGCUAAGUAAGAAAAUUUAGAUUUAUUUCAAUAGAGAAAAGGAUGAUAAUGAAUCAUUAUCUCCUGACAUCAAUCCAACAAUUCUUUCUGUUCCUCGUUUUUAUAAUAAGAUCUAUCCAGAGGUAUUUGUUGAUAGAUAUGGAUUUGACAACUAGUCUUAGGCUGAUUUAAGUAGAGUAGAAUGA